This is a messenger RNA of Acyrthosiphon pisum (pea aphid), 703 nucleotides long. RefSeq names its product myeloma overexpressed 2 homolog (gene Myeov2). The record is from RefSeq and is marked validated. Lineage: Eukaryota; Metazoa; Arthropoda; Insecta; Hemiptera; Aphididae.
ACUGGCACCGAUUACAGAACUACACUCUACAGAAGUGAUAAUACUGUCAACGAGUAACGACCAUCACUAUUAUAUUUUAUUGUUCUCAUUCCUCAAGCCAAAAACACAACACUAAAGUCCUCAUACAUUAGUUAUUGUAAUCGACAAUUUAACAUGAAGCCUGUAGUAGCUGCCGAUGAAAUGUUCCCGGAAGGGACCAGUGCCAUAAUGGACUUGGACGAUGAGACAGGAAGCAAUGUUAUAUUUGAAAUGAGUGACAAAAGUCUACAAGCUGAUUUUUAUAAUGAUUUUAAUGAUCUUAACGACGAUGAUGAUUUUUAACAUACAAAUGUUACCUCAAGAAAAAAAACAUCCAUAAACUACUUGAUUUAUAAUAACAAAUAAUGGCAAUGUGAUUGUAAAAGUAUUUUUUUUUUUUUUUUUAUAUAUUUUCGCAUUAUGUCAAGUAUUUGUUAUAUAUUUUAGUAUUAAAAAUAUUAAGAUAUUAAUUUUAGCUAUAUUUACUUUUUUUCAUCACAAAUAUCUUUAUAUUAUAAAUUAUAAUAUAAUAGUGUUCUAAAGUACAAUUAAUUUAAUUUUACAUUUUUAUAUCCAUCAUUAUUAUUAUUAUUAGUAAAAUAUACAAACAAUUUACAACUUUAAAAUGUUCAUUUACACAACUCGCUUUCAAAUUAAAAUAUAAUAAAAACCUGAGAUUCAUUAG